Hydra vulgaris (swiftwater hydra) is the source of this 1095-nucleotide messenger RNA. RefSeq lists its product as uncharacterized. Lineage: Eukaryota; Metazoa; Cnidaria; Hydrozoa; Anthoathecata; Hydridae. The record is from RefSeq and is a predicted model, not a curated record.
AUGGCAAGGAAUAAAAAAUAUGAUCUCCUGAACUGCCAGCUUGCACUUUGCAAUACUUUACUAGAUCUUAGAACAUUGCAGAGUAAAAAAAAAAGAAAACAUAAAUUUUGGAUUCGCUUCUUGUUUAAAAACCGUUAUGAAAAAGGAGCAUUUAACACACUUAUUCCUGAGCUACGACUUCAUGACAGAGAAUUUUUUUAUCGUUUUUACAGAAUGUCACCUGAAAGGUAUGAACACUUGUUGUCCAUGGUUGCCCCUAGCAUUACAAAAAAGCCAUGUCGAAGUCGUCAAACAUUAUCACCCUCAGAACGAUUGACUGUGACACUGAGAUACCUGGCUACUGGAGAUUCACAACUAACACAAGCUUUUUAUUUUAGACUGGGCAGAACAACAGUAUGCAACAUAAAUGAAACAACAAAGGCUAUUUGGGAUGUGUUAAAACCAUGUUAUUUAAAGGCACCAAGUAUAUUAAAUGAGUGGGAAGAAUUGGAAAACCAAUUUGAAAAUGAAUGGAACUUUCCUAAUUGUAUUAGAGCCAUUGAUGGUAGCUAUGGCAGAGAUAACGAUGCUUCAAUAUUCAAUGAAAGUAAAAUGGGUAAAGUUUUCAAAAACAACUUAUUUAAACUACCUAAAAACCGAAUGCUAUCAAAUGGCACACAAGUACCACCAGUUCUGCUUGGUGAUGAUAUUUUUGCACUGAAAUCAUGGUUAAUGAAGCCUUUUUCUGGUAAAAAUUUGACAAUCAAAGAACAUAUUUUUAACUAUCGAUUAUCUAGGACUAGACGAACAAUUAAAACACAUUUGGAAUUAUGGAUCAAUGAUGGCAUUAACUAUGUACCAUCUGGAUUUAUUGAUUUUGAAACAAAUUCUGGUAAAGUUAUACCUGGAGACUGGUGCAAAAUAACAGUUGAAGGUAAUGCUUUACAUAUUUUACCUCGAUGUAUAAGCAAUCGAUACACAACAGAUGCGAACACUGUAAGAUUAACGCUAACAGAGUAUUUUAAUCAUCUAAGUGGAUCCUUGUCGUGGCAACAUGACUAUGUAACUAGUUGUGGACACGAUCUUGCAGGAAAUAGAAUAUUUUUCGAACAAUGA